Molecule: messenger RNA, 620 nt
Organism: Racocetra fulgida
Lineage: Eukaryota; Fungi; Glomeromycota; Glomeromycetes; Diversisporales; Gigasporaceae
Source: the annotation of a GenBank genome assembly
CGUAUGAAAAUCGAGUUAAUGAUAUUAAAUCCAAGAAAAAAAUUGAUGAUCAAUCAGCGAGAACUUUGUCUAUACAUUAUUUGAAAGAUAAAAUUAGGCAAAUAACAUACAGUGCAAAUACUAUUUCAAGUUUAAAAGAUGAUCAGAUUCAAAAUAUCAUAAAUCAUUUUCUUAAAAAACAGACUAACCCAGACGAUAAAAAUAAUUGCCAAAAAAAGAUCAGCAUUCUGAAACAGAACGCGCAUGUGACUGAAUCAUCUAACUCGAAUGGCACAUCAAAUAUUAAGGCAAGUAUACCUACUGAAUCGUCUCAUACCUCUAAUUCAGAAGAUAUGAUAAAUGAGAAAGUUAAAGAUUUACCGAAGACUAAGGCAAGUAUACUGUCUAAUCCAACUUGUGAUCAUGUUUAUUUCCGUAAUAAAAUCUUAAAGCAAUACCCUAAUUUAUGCCAAGAAGAUAGUGAUGGAAACAACGAUUAUUAUGGAAUUACUGAUGAAUCUUUAUGCCCGCUAUACAAAUUAGAUCAUGAUGAUGAAAAUGGUAUAGAAGGCAGAUAUGAAAUUAGAUCUUAUAAUCUUAAAUGUGAACAGCGUGGAAUUGAAAUUGAAGUAACAGUAUAA